Molecule: messenger RNA, 474 nt
Organism: Leucoraja erinaceus (little skate)
Lineage: Eukaryota; Metazoa; Chordata; Chondrichthyes; Rajiformes; Rajidae
Product: caspase-6-like
Exons: 4
Coding region: 132-431 (99 amino acids)
Biological process (GO): proteolysis
Molecular function (GO): cysteine-type endopeptidase activity
Source: RefSeq, a predicted model, not a curated record
AAGAGGUGGGUGGGGGCAGAACCUCGGCGUCCCAGGAAGUGGCUUCUCCGACUGGGACAAAGGACAAGUGUGUGCAGUGUGGACUGUGCAGGUGAAGGGAGCGGAGAGGCACCGAGUCCCGAUUUGGAAUCAUGGCAGACGCGACCAAAGAUACCAGUGAAGUUGACUUUCCGACAAUCUUUCAAAGUCACAGUGUUGAUGCAAUGGAUCCAAGUGCCAAAUACAACAUGAAGCACAGCAGGCGAGGCGUUGCCCUGAUCUUCAACCAUGAGCACUUUUACUGGUAUCUGGGAAUGCCCAGCAGAGGAGGCACAAACGCGGACAGAUUUAAUCUGGAAAGAAGGUUACAAGAUCUCGGUUUCGAUGUGUCUGCGUACGACAACCUCAAAACAAUCGAAGUGUUGGAGACCAUUCACAAAGGUAACACUUGAGCUUUAGUCACAUUUGAACGGGCCAUUGUAUAAGGCUCUGGUU